Coniosporium apollinis CBS 100218 is the source of this 1974-nucleotide messenger RNA. RefSeq lists its product as uncharacterized. Gene Ontology annotation, molecular function: DNA binding; DNA-(apurinic or apyrimidinic site) endonuclease activity; phosphoric diester hydrolase activity. Lineage: Eukaryota; Fungi; Ascomycota; Dothideomycetes. The transcript is spliced from 4 exons. The record is from RefSeq and is a predicted model, not a curated record. Gene Ontology annotation, cellular component: nucleus. Gene Ontology annotation, biological process: base-excision repair. The coding region runs from base 1 to 1974 and encodes 657 amino acids.
AUGACGCUCCGCAUCACGACAUGGAACGUUAACGGGAUCCGCAACCCCUUUGGCUACCAGCCAUGGCGGGACAAACGCACCUUCGACGGCAUGUUCGACAUCCUCGAAGCCGAUAUCGUCAUCAUGCAAGAGCUGAAGAUCCAACGGAAGGACCUCCGGGACGAUAUGGUGCUCGUGCCGGGCUGGGACUGCUACUUCAGUCUGCCGAAGCACAAGAAAGCAGGAUACUCCGGCGUCGGCAUCUACACCCGGCAAUCCGUCUGCGCGCCCAUCCAUGCCGAAGAAGGCAUCCUGGGUGUUCUCUGCCCCCCUGACUCCUCAAUCCCCUGGCGCUCACACCUCCAAGACCAAUGCAUCGGCGGCUACCCUUCAGACGCUCAGAUCGCAUCCCUGGGCGUGGACCCCGCAGUCCUCGAUGCAGAAGGCCGCUGCGUGGCCCUCGAGUUCCCAGCCUUCGUCCUCUUCGGCGUCUACAGCCCGGCCAACAGCAACGGCCUGCGCGACGACUUCCGGUAUGCCUUCCUCAGCGCGUUGGACAUGAGGAUCCGAAACCUGGAGAAGAUGGGGAAGAGAGUCGUCUUGACAGGAGACCUGAACGUCUCGCGUGCGGAAAUCGACACCGCGAACGCGGAGGAGACGAUGCGGAAAGAGGGCAUAUUGCACGAGGACUACAUCUCCACGCCCAACCGCCGCAUCUUCAACCAGCUGCUCGAGGGCGGAGAGGUGGUUGGGCCGAGGGAUGAGGGCAGGGAGAAGCCGGUGCUGUGGGAUGUGUGCAGGGGGUUUCAUGAGGGUAGGAAGGGUAUGUAUACGCAUUGGGAGCAGAAGAUCAAUGCGAGGCCGGGGAACUUUGGGUCUAGGAUUGAUUACGUCCUCGCGAGCAUCGAGAUGAAGAGCUGGUUCUGCGAGUCGGACAUCCAGGAAGGGCUGAUGGGCUCGGAUCAUUGCCCGGUGUAUGCCGUUAUCAAGGAACAUGUCAAUUAUGAGGGUGAGGAGGUCAACAUACGAGACAUCAUGAAUCCGCCAGGCAUGUUUAAGAAUGGGAAGAGGUUGAUCGAGCAUACUAUGAAGAUCCUCCCCGCCUUCUCAGGCAGGCUGCUUCCCGAGUUCGACAAGCGGCGCAGCAUCAGAGACAUGUUCGCUCCGAAAGCGUCACCACGACCGUCGCGCAGCACCCCGAACAGCAUUGUAUCCUCGGCCGAAGACCUCGGAGGCUCAUUCCAGUCUUCAGCACUAGAGUCCUCAGGGAUGCCAGCAGCUGAGCCAGGGGUUCCGCCAGUAAACGCAAUGACACCGAACGGAGUCUCACCCAUCGCGAAAGCGAGCAAAAAGCGCCCCGCCGAGGCCGUUCCCACGAAGCAAGCCAAGCGCAUUAAAUCCACCACGAUCUCUGGUGUACCGGCAGCAUCCCAGGGCCAGAAAACACUGACAGGCUUCUUCAGGCCAAAGAGCCUACCGGCGACGCCACCCCCUGCCACUGACACACCGACAGCAGACCGCGCACUCCAAGACGCCGCCUCAGACAACGCACUCGCCAUCAGCGCACAUCCCAUGAACGGCGGCGCAGAUCCCACAUCCCCCGUACAGCCCCUCGCAUCCGCCUCCAGCGCACAGCUCAGCCCGGUCGCAGCCGCCGCCGCCAAUUCGAAGACCAACACCCCGCCCCUCUCCCUCCACUCUCCAUCAUCGACGAACCCCCAACCCCAGCCAGACGCAGCGUCCAACGACAGCGUCAUCGAUCCGAUUGUCUCGAAGGAAUCUUGGAACAAGCUCUUCACGAAGCCGAGCCCGCCCCGCUGCGAGGGACACGGCGAGCCGUGCCUGAGGAUGGUGACGAAGAAAGCGGGGUUUAAUUGCGGACGGGCGUUCUGGAUUUGCGCGAGACCACUCGGCUCAACGGGGAACAAAGAAAAGGGCACCCAGUGGCGCUGCACGACCUUCAUCUGGGCCAGCGACUGGAACGGCGGCGGCUGA